Messenger RNA from Cutaneotrichosporon cavernicola, 1167 nucleotides. RefSeq lists its product as uncharacterized. NCBI's taxonomy places the organism in Eukaryota, Fungi, Basidiomycota, Tremellomycetes, Trichosporonales, Trichosporonaceae. The record is from RefSeq and is a predicted model, not a curated record. Gene Ontology annotation, cellular component: extracellular region. Gene Ontology annotation, molecular function: chitin binding; chitinase activity. Gene Ontology annotation, biological process: chitin catabolic process; carbohydrate metabolic process. The transcript has 6 exons. The coding region runs from base 1 to 1167 and encodes 388 amino acids.
AUGCAGGGCAAGAAGCACGUCGGGUACUUUGUCAACUGGGGCAUCUACGGGCGCAAGUUUCCGCCCCAGAAAAUCCCCCACCAGCACCUCACGCAUAUCAACUAUGCGUUCGGCAACAUCAACAAGGACACGGGCGAGGUGAUCCUCUCGGACAAGUGGGCCGACGUCGAGAUCCACUACGAGGGCGACAGCUGGAACGACAAGGGCACCAACCUCUACGGCUGCCUCAAGGCAAUCUAUCUCCAGAAGAAGCAGAACCGCAACCUCAAGGUCCUUCUUAGCAUUGGCGGUUGGUCGUACUCGCCCAACUUUGCCAAGAUCGGCGACCCAAAGUGGCGCCAGACAUUUGUGCAGUCGGGCGUCAAGCUCGUCGAGGAUGUGGGCCUUGAUGGCCUCGACAUCGACUACGAGUACCCCAAGACAGCCGCGGACGCGCAGGGGUACGUUGCGCUCCUGCACGAGCUGCGCGCUGCCCUCGAGCAGCUCGCUCAGUCCAAGGGCAAGCCUCCGGGACAGUACCAGCUGACUGUCGCCGCGCCCUGCGGCAACGAGCAGGUCAGCGUCCUGCGCAUCCAGGAGAUGGACCGUGUGCUCGACUUCUGGAAUCUCAUGGCCUAUGACUUCGCCGGCUCGUGGGACUCGGUUUCAGGCCACCAAGCGGCGCUAUACACCGACAACCCGAACGGCAACAGCGUCGACGGCGCUGUACGAAAGUACCUUUCCGCCGGUGUCGCACCUCACAAGCUAGUGAUCGGGAUGCCGCUGUACGGUCGCGCGUUCAUGGGCACCAGCGGCCCCGGCCAGCCAUACAAUGGUGUCGGUGAGGGAUCGUGGGAAAACGGCAUGUGGGACUACAAGGACCUGCCGCGCCCCGGAGCAGAGGUUGUCAACGACCACCGGCUGGGUGCGUCGUACUGCUUUGACCGGAACACUGGCCAGCUCGUUUCGUACGACACCCAGGCCAUUACGCACCAAAAGGCAACCUAUAUCAACCAGAUGAAUCUGGGCGGCGCAAUGUGGUGGGAGCUCGACGCGGACAAGGACGAGGCGACGGGCCAAGCUCUCGUGCGGACCGCGCGCGAAGUGCUUGGCCAGCUCGAGUGGCGCGAGAACGAGCUCCACUACCCGGGGAGCAUGUACGAGAACCUGCGUAACGGGAUGAAUUAG